Molecule: messenger RNA, 1284 nt
Organism: Cephus cinctus (wheat stem sawfly)
Lineage: Eukaryota; Metazoa; Arthropoda; Insecta; Hymenoptera; Cephidae
Product: dnaJ-like protein 60
Exons: 4
Coding region: 173-856 (227 amino acids)
Source: RefSeq, a predicted model, not a curated record
GACGGAUUGUGUAAUAUUUGUAUAUAUCUGUAUAUACACUGUUAUUGCGUAUAGAGUGUUCAGUCUUUAGGCAAAAAUAGUUGCCUGAUGAAAACAUGGCCGUUCUGUUGUGACGGAGUAACCAAUAAUGUUGAGAACAUCGUUGUAUUGAAAUUAAUUGUGAAACCUUAAAAUGUCUCAAAUUUUACGUACAUGUCGACCGGACAUUUUUCUGAUGUGUCGAUAUUACGGGAGUCAAAGAAAUCAGCAUAAUUAUUAUGAAACUCUACGUGUGUCACCGACAUCCUCACAGAAGGAAAUUCGAGAGGCUUUUAUAAAACGAUCUAAAGAAAUUCAUCCAGAUAGAGGUGACAAAGGUAGUCAUGAAGAAUUUGUUAAAUUAAAUGAAGCAUAUAAUACGCUUGGUAAAGAACAUACAAGGCUCCAAUAUGACAUGAGUAACAGAGUAAAUGAUAUUUCGAGUCAUACUGGUGCAGGGGCAGCGAGAAGACCACAGAGAGUUUAUAACAGGGUGUACACCUCUCGUGAAGAAUGGGAAAUAAGAAUGACAGGGAGACCUCGUACAGCGAGGCAGUAUGACCCAAAUAAUUACUAUGGAAUCACAGGAAUCAAACGUGUCUCGAAUUUACGGAUAGCUUUGUUACUUUUUAUUUUCUCUGCCGUUGGAGUAGCUCUUCAGUUCUUAGCUGUACAUAGAUCUGUUACGUUUCAAAGACAAAACUUAAUCAAUCGUAGCACAGAAUCAGAAAAACGUUUAGCAAGGAUUCAUACCGAAAGAGCAGGAACAUUGAGUGAACAACUAGAAAGAUUUGAGGAUCGAGUGCGCCAAAAGAAAGGUGUCAACCCAACUCGUUAAAUAAUUAACUGGCAAGUGCAAUUUAUGGUUGAGGUGCUGUGCUCUGAGUGACAUACAAGUAGUAGAUAAUUAUAUCUUUUAAAAUAGAACUAUUUAUUAAAUAUGAAUUGAAUUAAUUGAAAAUUUAGGACAAGUAAAAAUUUAUGAAUGAUACCAUUAUUAAGUUUCACACUUAACUGAGCUCUUUACUUUUAUUAUUUUAAAUAUAUCUAAUUAAAUCUGUGAUCUAAGCGAAGAUGUUAUACCCUCAAGCGGAUUUUAUUUUUAUGUACGACACUGUGAAUUACAAUUGCUCGUCUUGUAAAAUAAACUGUGUCAAUUGUACAGUUCGCAGAGGAAUUUCGAUAUUAAAGUUGUAUAAUGUGUAAUUACAAUGUCUCAAGUUCUAUUAUCAAACAAUCAUUGACAAUAAUUACUUUUUUAACGUA